Molecule: messenger RNA, 831 nt
Organism: Manis javanica (Malayan pangolin)
Lineage: Eukaryota; Metazoa; Chordata; Mammalia; Pholidota; Manidae
Source: RefSeq, a predicted model, not a curated record
AUGUCAGGACACCAGGUGAGUCAUCCCAACACUUACAACCGCUUAAACCAUCCCCAAAAGGUGUCCUUUCCACCCCGGACUCCAGGCUGGUCCCACUACCCCAGUGUGACCAGAGCUAACAGCCUCAAGCACCCCUGCACCCCAAGUGGCUCGGAUUUCAGCAGCUGCAGCAGCCCUGAAGCCUCCAGUUCCCCUAGCCUUCCUGUGAGGAGAAUGUGCAUGGGCCAGCCCUACAACUCCAGGUGCGUCGAGACAAGCCACUUGGUGAACUGCCCCAAGGUGGCCAAAAGCCCGCUUGCCAUGGCAGCCCCUACUGGAGGCCUGCUCUGUACAGAUUGUCCCUCCAGCCCCUCCAGCCCCACCUUCCUGGACCAGCUCAUCAAAGGCAUAAACUACCUUGACAGAUCCACCAGUGCUUUCUACACUAACUGCCCCAAAUCACAGAGCCUGCCAAAGCUUGCAGCCAGCUACCUGGAAUGCGCUGCCAACUCCAUCCACCUGGACAACCCAGACCACGCCUUUCCCCUCAGUUACUCCAACCCCAGCACCAGCAUGGCCACGUCAGACAACUCGUACCCCAGCACCUGCAUAGUGCCAUCCACCAGGGGCGUCAAUGACUUGCAGUGUGUGGCUGGCUCUGCCAACACGAGCUGCCCACACCAGCUUCAGAGCCAGAGCCUCACACCUGUUGCCACUGAGGCCGGGCUUUCUGAGCUCCCUUUGUUUGGCAAUGGGAUCUUUUCCUUAGGUAGUCUGCCCAAGUUCUGGGAUGCAGUCCACUCCAGCUGGAGCCACCCCGAGCUGAUCUCCAAACCCUGUAGCUGGUGGUGA